AAGAUGCACUCAAAACCCAUCUUCCUCUGAAAGAAGAGGAGUUGGUAAAUGUAACGUGGGAGAUUGACGUCUUCCAGUUGUCCCUUGCUGCAUCAUUUGCGAUUUCAUCCUCCCUCCAGUCCACACCACUAGUCUUUUCACUCUCAUUUUUUCGCUGAGUUCAUACAUUAACUGAGAACGAAAAUGGAGGGUGAAUUGAAGCCCAUGGAUGCAGAGCAACUGAGAGAAUAUGGUCACAAAAUGGUGGAUUUCAUUGCUGAUUAUUACAAGAAUAUCGAGAACUUUCCUGUUCUCAGUCAAGUUCAGCCCGGUUAUCUACGUAAGCUACUUCCUGAAACCGCACCUGCUCAUUCUGAGACAUUGCAAGACGUUCUUGAAGAAAGGAUGGCAGGCGUGUAAUUUGGAUCUCGUGCCAUUUGAUCCAGAUAUUCAGACAAAAAUAUUACCGGGGGUGACUCAUUGGCAGAGCCCAGAUUACUUUGCAUAUUUUCCUUCUAAUAGUAGUGUAGCUGGAUUUUUGGGGGAGAUGCUCAGUGCCGGGAUUAACAUGGUUGGUUUUAGUUGGAUAACUUCCCCAGCAGCAACCGAGCUCGAAAUGAUCGUUUUGGAUUGGCUUGCUAAAGCACUUAAGUUGCCCGAUGAAUUCCUUUCAACAGGUCAAGGAGGUGGAGUCAUACAGGGCACAGCAAGUGAAGCUGUUCUAGUUGUGCUUUUAGCUGCCCGGGACAAGGUUCUGAGAAGGGUCGGAAAAGAUGCAAUUGGAAAACUGGUGGUCUAUUGUUCUGAUCAAACUCAUUCUGCUUUACAGAAAGCUUGCCAGAUAGGAGGAAUUCAUCCUGAGAAUUUUCGGAUGCUGAAAGCAGUCUCAUGCAGGGAUUAUGCUCUUUCUCCUGACGCACUUUCAGAAGCUGUAUCACAUGACCUGGCCACUGGUUUAAUACCCUUCUUCUUUUGUGCUACUAUUGGUACAACAUCUUCCACUGCUGUGGAUCCUUUGCCUGCCCUGGGAAAGAUUACCAAGAGUAAUAGCAUGUGGUUUCAUGUGGAUGCUGCCUACGCUGGAAGUGCAUGUAUCUGUCCAGAAUUCCGGCACUAUAUUGAUGGUGUAGAAGAAGCUGAUUCUUUCAACAUGAAUGCACAUAAGUGGUUCCUGACAAACUUUGACUGUUCAGCUCUCUGGGUCAAGGACCGGAGUGCACUUAUCCAGUCACUGUCAACAAAUCCUGAAUUUCUCAAAAACAAAGCUUCUCAAGGAAACUUGGUUGUGGAUUACAAAGACUGGCAAAUUCCUCUUGGGCGCAGGUUCAGAUCAUUGAAGCUGUGGAUGGUAUUGAGACUCUAUGGGCUGGAAAAGCUUCAAGCUUACGUAAGAAAUCAUAUAGAACUAGCAAGGCGUUUUGAGGAACACAUUGCUCAAGACCAGAGGUUUGAGAUUGUCACCCCUCGGAAGUUCUCUUUGGUUUGCUUUCGCUUACGACCACCUCAGAGUAAUGAAGAUUAUGCCAAUAAACUGAACCAUGACCUGCUAGAUGCUGUUAACUCAACUGGGAAAUUGUUUAUUUCUCACACGGUUCUUUCAAAUAGAUACAUACUACGCCUUGCAGUAGGGGCCCCACUGACAGAAGAGAGGCACAUUCUUGCAGCUUGGAAAGUUUUUCAAGAUGAGGCUGCUACAUUGUUAAGCAAAUGUUAAUACUAAGCCAAUUAUUUCACGUCAUUAUUAAUUGAUCACAAUAUUGAAAUGUAACUUCUUUUGUCUUGUUCUCGUUGACACUUCUAUUACAGUAUUUUACUUGAAUGACUUUUCUGUUCCACUUUUAACUAAGCUUAGAAUACUGCUAGGAUUUUUCUUGUUAUCUUUGAUCACGCGAUGCCACUCGAACUCAGAAGAUCUUUAGUUCUGAUGGUUGGCUGAAAGAAUCAUUUUUGCUUUCAAUAAUAUAUUAGUGACCCAUUUAUAUAA
Molecule: messenger RNA, 1963 nt
Organism: Nicotiana tabacum (common tobacco)
Lineage: Eukaryota; Viridiplantae; Streptophyta; Magnoliopsida; Solanales; Solanaceae
Source: RefSeq, a predicted model, not a curated record